Molecule: messenger RNA, 1881 nt
Organism: Strigops habroptila (Kakapo)
Lineage: Eukaryota; Metazoa; Chordata; Aves; Psittaciformes; Psittacidae
Gene: BMP4
Product: bone morphogenetic protein 4
Exons: 2
Coding region: 622-1677 (351 amino acids)
Biological process (GO): negative regulation of apoptotic process; negative regulation of transcription by RNA polymerase II; BMP signaling pathway
Cellular component (GO): extracellular region
Molecular function (GO): cytokine activity; BMP receptor binding; growth factor activity
Source: RefSeq, a predicted model, not a curated record
CCUGAGCGAUCGGCCAGCCGGGCAAACACCGUGAGGAGUUUCCACCAUGAAGCAUCCUGUGCUUAACCCGAGCUUGACCGUAUUUUGAGGUGCUUUCGCUUCUGUUGACAACAGCGAGUUUCCUGCGGUGCCUCUGCCGCGGGGUCACUCCCUGGGCUCGCGUGGAUUUAAUGGCUCUGGAUCGGAUGCGGGAGUAAAGUGAGGGCGGGAUCUCGCCCCUGGUGUGUUUCUUUUGAACUAUCAAAGCGGUUGCUGCCUGGGUUUGCUCUUAAGGGGGGAAAAAAAAAAUCCAAAAAAACCCCUACUCGAAUUUAAUACUUACAGCUGUGUGUUUAUAAGGUUUAUUCAAUAGGCCCUUGUAAUCUGAUCCAAAUGUUUCCUAGCGGAUGUUUCUUUUCCAAAGUAAAUCUGAAUUAUUAAUCCAGCCGCAUCAUUACUGCGUUGGAAUUUGCUUCUUCUCCCUCUGCCCCCUGCACCCCAUAACAAGGCACCUCCGUGCUCCGCGACACUGCACCUUGCCGGGGAGAUGAUUUUGGGGAGACUGGGGGGAGAAGAAAAGGGGAAAAGCCUCCCCAAAAGGGGAAGUGAGGCGGGAAGGAGUGACCCGGUGCAGGCGCAGGCAUGCGGGGGGUGAGCGAGCGGUGCUGGGGCAGGAUCUACUCCGGGUCUGGCUGGGAGGGAUGUGCUGGGGAGCGGAGAGGUGGCGGUGGCUGCCAGGCAGGUGAAGCACGGGUGCAAGCUGUGGUUGCGCCGGGGUCUGUGGCUCAGUGCCCCGAGGCUGAUGUGCUCUUGAUUGGUUUUUGCACCGCUUCCCUCCUGCCCUGCUCCCCUCCAGAGCACCUGGAGACCGUCCCGGGUCCCAGUGAGGCGCCCCGGAUCCGGUUCGUCUUCAACCUCAGCAGCGUGCCGGAAAACGAGGUGAUCUCGUCGGCAGAGCUGCGGCUGUACCGGGAGCAGGUGGAGGAGCCGAGCGCGGCGUGGGAGAGGGGUUUCCACCGGAUAAACAUUUACGAAGUGAUGAAGCCGCUGUCGGAGCGUGCUCAGGCCAUUACGCGCCUGUUGGACACUCGUCUUGUGCACCACAACGUGACGCGCUGGGAGACCUUUGAUGUGAGCCCGGCUGUGAUCCGGUGGACCAAGGACAAGCAACCGAACAACGGGCUGGUGAUCGAGGUGACCCACCUCCACCACGCACAGACUCAUCAGGGCAAACACGUCAGGAUUAGCCGAUCUUUACCUCAAGGGCACGGGGACUGGGCUCAGCUCCGGCCGCUCCUGGUCACUUUUGGGCACGACGGACGAGGCCAUGCGCUGACCCGCAGAACCCGCCGGAGCCCCAAGCACCAGCGUUCCCGCAAGAACAAAAAAAACUGCCGCCGCCAUGCCCUCUAUGUGGAUUUCAGCGACGUGGGCUGGAACGACUGGAUCGUGGCACCCCCGGGGUACCAGGCGUUUUACUGCCACGGGGACUGCCCCUUCCCUCUGGCCGACCACCUCAACUCCACGAACCAUGCCAUUGUGCAGACGCUGGUGAACUCUGUGAACUCCAGCAUCCCCAAGGCCUGCUGCGUGCCCACGGAGCUGAGCGCCAUCUCCAUGCUCUACCUGGAUGAGUAUGACAAGGUGGUCCUGAAAAACUACCAGGAGAUGGUGGUGGAGGGGUGCGGGUGCCGCUGACCCCCUUCCCUGCCACCCUCUCCUCCCCUUCUCUCUCCCUCCUGUCCCACCCCAGAACUGCUUGCUAUAGCUGGACUCUUCUCUAAACUAAAUGUUCACCUUGACCUUAUUUAUGACUUUAUGUGCAAAUGUUUUUGACAAUAAUGAUCAUAUAUUUUGACAAAAUAUAUUUAUAACUACAUAUUAAAAGAAAAAAUAAAAUGA